AUUUUGUUAAUGAGGGGAAAAAUAAUCGUAAUUGAGACAGGGGACAUCCAUGGCAGCUAAGAAGACUUGUAAGAAAAAGCUUAAGGGUGAAGAGGCUGGCCAAAGCUUUAAUUAAGGGCUGACCCUACAACUUCAUGACAAGCACGUUCCGUAAUAGCCCCCACACAAACGCUUUCUUAUUUCUUUUCUUUUAAUUCAAAAGGAAAAAAAAAAGAAACAAAGAAACUGGCACAUGAUUACACAGCCAAAAGCAAAGCAAAGCAGAGUAUAACAAUUAACAACAAUGGCCCUCAGGGACCAACAUCUAGAACUUUGUUCACUCCCUAAUUAAAGCCAUUUCUUUAUCUGUUAAUAACAAUAACUGGUCUGGUUCUCUCUCUCUUUCUCUAGCUCCGUAGGAGUCUCAAGAUAUGGGUAGAAGAUCAGGUCCAAAGUUGCCGAGCUUCUGCCUCAGCAGGAUUAGGCCUCUGGUUCGAGUUCGAUCUCCACCUAUUCAACAAAAGUUUCAAGAGAAGUCUCUUAAAGCGGCUGCUCAAAAACAUGAUGAUCAAGGCUCUGAUGGCAUUGCUGGGGAUGAUCAAAAAACCACAGAAAAUGAAAUGAAACCCAGUUUGGGAAUUGGAAGGAAGAUCAUGGUUGUGGUCGAUUCUAGCUUCGAAGCUAAAGGAGCUCUUCAAUGGGCUCUCUCUCAUUCUAUUCCCAACCAGGAUAAGCUAGUUCUCCUCCAUGUUAUCAAACCGGUAUCUAGAAAAGCAGGAACAGGAACAGGGGAGCAAUUGAGCGAGGAGAAAGCUCCGAAGGCUUUUGAACUUGUUCAAGCUCUUAAGAAUAUGUGUCAAUCAAAGAAGACCGAGGUGGAAAUUGAUGUUACUGUGAUAGAGGGCAAAGAAAAGGGCCCAAUGAUAUUGGAAGAAGCAAAAAAGCAAAGCGUUGAUAUGUUGGUUUUGGGCCAAAAGAAGAGGUCGACGACAUGGCGACUUCUGAUGAUGUGGUCAGCUGGGAACAGUGGCCGAGGCGGCGUGGGGGGCGGUGUUGUGGAGUAUUGCAUUCAGAAUGCCACUUGCAUGGCCUUAGCCGUGAGGAGAAAAAACAGACGUGUAGGAGGCUACUUGAUCACCACAAAACGACACAAAGACUUUUGGCUCUUGGCUUAGCUAUAUUUUUUUAUUAAAGAAAAAAAUGAAGAAGAAGAAGUCACAUUCACAUAUAUGCAUGAUUUUAUUUAUAUUUUUAUAUAUUUUGUGAAAAUAUAUGGAGAGUUCUAACCUUAUUUAAUACUGAAUCAUGAAAUGAUCCAACGUGGUUUUUGUGUAUUGGUUGUGUAUAUAAUAAAAGUGUGGACAAUGAAAUGAAUAGUGAUGUCCUAUUAUGAAUAUAAAAGCCUCUUGGCUUUAAAUUUUUUUAUUUUCUUUUUUAAGUGUUAUUGUGGUGGUGUUUAGUUCAUUGUAUUAUAAUUGGAAUGGUAACGAGAAUAGUAAUGGACUGUAAUAAGAAGGAGAUGUUUCAUUUAAUA
This is a messenger RNA of Cannabis sativa, 1513 nucleotides long. Its product is annotated as universal stress protein PHOS32. The coding region runs from base 411 to 1154 and encodes 247 amino acids. Lineage: Eukaryota; Viridiplantae; Streptophyta; Magnoliopsida; Rosales; Cannabaceae. The record is from RefSeq and is a predicted model, not a curated record. The transcript has 3 exons.